CUUGAUAAUCUAUGUUUCUGUUACUUUAUCUUUCUACAAUAUCAUAUCAUCAUAAAAGCUAGCCAUCUUAUCAGCAAGAUAAAGAAAAAACGAUGCUUUCAACUUACCCUAGCUUUGCUUUUUGAUACAGAUUUGGAAUGGAAACUUGUCUACGUUGGCUCAGCAGAAGAUGAGACUUAUGAUCAAACCCUAGAGAGUGUGCUUGUGGGCCCUGUUAAUGUUGGCAACUACCGCUUUGUCUUGCAGGCUGAUCCUCCGGAUCCAUCAAAGAUCCGCGAGGAAGACAUCAUCGGUGUCACUGUGCUACUGCUGACGUGUUCGUACAUGGGUCAAGAGUUCUUGAGAGUUGGAUAUUACGUGAACAAUGACUAUGAAGAUGAGCAACUCAGGGAAGAGCCUCCAACUAAGGUUCUGCUUGAUAAAGUCCAGAGGAACAUUCUCUCUGAUAAACCUAGAGUCACUAAAUUCCCUAUCAAUUUUCAUCCUGAAGACGAGCAGACUCCUGCUGCUGAUGCAGAUCCUCCUCUUCCUCCUACUGAACAAUCCGAUGAACAACAACCUGAUGACAACUCUGGUGAAGCUCAAGCUUUGCCUGAUCCUCCUCCUCCUACUGAACAAUCUGAUGACAAAUGUGGUGAAGCUCUAGUUUUGCCUGAUCAGCCACCAAAACCCCAGGAAUCGUGAUUCUUCUUUAAGCCAAGGUCUAGUUGAAAGAAAAAACUGGAUGAGAACUAUCAUCUCCUCCCUGUCUCGAAGAUCUUUUCAUUUUGUCAAAUUUUAUCACAACACAUUAUCUGGAAGUUCUGUCUUGUUUGUAGAGGCUUUAGGGAAGUGGUUCCUUACAUGUUUGAAUGUUUUUUGGGGAAAGAUUUUUAAUUAAUCGAAGCAGAACAAUAAGUUCCAAAUCAAGAUAACGUUAAAGACUUUUGAGAAUUAA
Messenger RNA from Raphanus sativus (radish), 937 nucleotides. Its product is annotated as probable histone chaperone ASF1A. Gene Ontology annotation, cellular component: nucleus. Lineage: Eukaryota; Viridiplantae; Streptophyta; Magnoliopsida; Brassicales; Brassicaceae. The annotation marks the transcript as partial. Gene Ontology annotation, molecular function: histone binding. The record is from RefSeq and is a predicted model, not a curated record. Gene Ontology annotation, biological process: DNA replication-dependent chromatin assembly. The transcript has 2 exons.